Gavia stellata (red-throated loon) is the source of this 3140-nucleotide messenger RNA. RefSeq names its product calcineurin like phosphoesterase domain containing 1 (gene CPPED1). The transcript is spliced from 4 exons. Gene Ontology annotation, molecular function: hydrolase activity. NCBI's taxonomy places the organism in Eukaryota, Metazoa, Chordata, Aves, Gaviiformes, Gaviidae. The record is from RefSeq and is a predicted model, not a curated record. Bases 27 to 965 code for a protein of 312 amino acids.
CAGCGGUCGCACGGCGGGCGGGAGCUAUGGCGGCGGCGGGGGACGCCUUUCUGAGAGCCCAGGGCAGGACUCUGACCGCUUUCCGUCAAGACGAUGAGUGCCAAUGGAAGGGGCCCUUCUACUUCAUCCAAGGAGCAGAUCCUCAGUUUGGGCUGAUGAAAUCUUGGGCAGUUGGAGAUACUAACAAUGGAGAUGAUGAAUGGGGAGAAGAAAUCAAAUUAGCAGAGCAAGCAGUGCAGGCCAUUAACAAACUAAACCCUAAACCCAAGUUCUUUGUGUUGUGCGGAGACCUUAUCCAUGGAAUGCCAGGAACUCAAUGGAGAAAGGACCAAGAGCAAGAUUUAAAGAAUGUUCUGAAGAACACUGACCAGGACAUCCCAUUGGUAUUCGUCAGUGGAAAUCAUGAUAUUGGCAAUACUCCAACAAGAGAAACAAUAGAUAAUUAUUGCAAGAACUGGGGAGAUGACUACUUCAGCUUUUGGGUUGGAGGUGUUUUCUUUCUUGUGCUGAAUUCUCAGUUAUACUUCGAUUCUUCCAAAUGCCCUGAGUUAAAGCAAGCCCAGGAUGUGUGGCUCAAUGAGCAACUGGCUGUGGCUGAAAAACAUAAAUGCAAGCAUAUAAUAGUAUUUCAGCAUAUCCCUCUGUUUCUGAGAAAACCUGAUGAAGACCACGAUUAUUUCAACUUGGAAAAAUCAGUUCGUCAAGAGAUAAUGGAAAAGUUUCAUAAAGCAGGCAUUAAAGCUGUAUUUUCUGGACAUUACCAUAGGAAUGCUGGAGGCUCCUACCGAGGACUGGAAAUGGUGGUUUCAUCAGCAAUAGGAUGUCAGCUGGGAGAAGAUACGCAUGGGCUUCGAGUGGUUGUUGUCACAGAUGAAAAGAUUGUUCAUAGAUACUACAGUUUAAAUGAACUGAGCAGCCAAGGCAUAGAGAAAGAGCUGCUAGAUAUGCUUGCUAAGCAAAAUUAGGCUAUGUCAAAUGAUGUGGGGUUUUUUCCAUAUUAGACAACUAGAGAGUGUUUCAGAAACUUUCCCCAAGCUGAAGAUACAGAUUUCUGAUUGUGCACCAUGUCCCAGAAAAGCUCUCAAUUUGUUAUUAUCCUAAAUAACAAAAAUGUUGUUGAUGUUCCUCCUUUUGAAAAUGAGACCUAUGAGGAAUACAGAAGAAUAGCAGAAAUAAUACAGUAACGUAUCAUUGAAAAGAACUGUUCUGAGAAUUUUUGCUUUGUUCCUAGAUAAGACUUUCUUAUUAAAGUGUAUCAAAGAGUAAGAGUUGUAGCUUCUAGAUAACCCUUUAACUCAAGUCUAUUUUAGUUUUAUAUUUGAGAGGGUAUUUUAAAAUCAAUAAAUUUAGUCAUUUCUGUUACACUAUGGGCAAUUUAAAUGUGGCAUUUUUUUACUCUAUAAAAACAAAUCUCAAAAAGUCUGAAAUCAACAGACUCCCACGGACUUUUCGCAACCUUUGAAUCAGAUCUUGUUACCUAGAGGUUGUAUUUUCUCCCAUUUCCCAUACUUUAUUUUCCUAGUUCUUCAGAGCCAGCAGCAAUAGGAGAGCAAACACAUUCUGUUUUGCAGUCACAGCUUGGGUUUCCAUUAUAUCCUAGUUUUAUGUAAUGAAAAGUCUAUGAAAGAAGCUAAUAUAGAUGCCACUGACAGAAACUAAACAUGGAACAACUAUUUUCCUUUUGGAAUUUAACUACCAUUCAGUUAGCAUAUGUUCUUGCUAUAGCUUCAGAAGUUGGAAUAAUUGUAUGGGGAGAAUAUUCUAUACAGAAUACUGUUAUCAGAAAUCACUUCGAUGAUUCCUAGACAAGGGGAGAGCUUUGAUUUCCAAAUGCAGUUUAAGAGUGCCUUACUGUAAUAUUAUACAAUAUUGAAUGUUGAAAAACCCUAAAAAUUGUAAAAAAUUUCUUGACUGGAGUAAGUCAGUCUUUAAAAGUAAAUUAUAUAAACAGAAAUUUAUGUGCUGCAAUCCACUUUUUUUUUUUAAGCAAGUAUAUACGAUUUGUUUACUGUUAAAUAAAAAAGUCUUUACAAAUUAACACAUACCUGGUUUUAUUUUUUAAGCAUUUAGUUGAACACAUUAUAAUCCAUGCCACAGGUUAUCUAGAAAUAGAGAGAGUGCAGCUUUAGCACCUGAAGAGGGAAGAACACAAACAAUAUUGACUGAAAAAGUAAUGCACUCUAUCUGUUUUCAUGUAUAGUCACAUACAACAUCAUUCCCUAGAGGGUAUUAUAGGUAUUUAAAAUAUGGUGAGAGAGAUUAAAUGCUGUGCUGACGAAUCAGUUUCAUUACAUUUUAGUCACAACAGUUUAUCUAGGAGGCUCCUUCAAGCUUGAUCUGUGGGGCUCAUGAGGUUCUAUAAUUACCUCUGUAGCAUUUCCUUGCACCAGUGAAACAGCUGUACCUGCAGACGGACAGGACCAAACGUGGACUGCUGUCCCAUGGCAAUAACCUAAGCAGAGGUAGUGUUUGAUUCGGAAAGAAAGAAAAUUAUUUUGUUUAUAUUCUCUGCCUGCUUUUGCUUAGUUGAAUGGUUUCACAGUCUCAUUUUCAAGGGAAAAAUCUGGGAAAUGAGAACUAAAAUCUAAGGCUAGCUUACUUUGAAAUAGGUAGGAACUGAAGUACCCAAAUGGCAGUUUCAUUGGAAGUUAAACACCCAGUAGUUCAGAUACUGGUUUUAAAAAGCUAUGUACUUAGAUAUCUUUGGAGCCACUGACUACUUUUAAAAUUUGGUCUUAUAUAGCUAAUUAACAAUUUCAAGAAUGAAAUGAUGCUAGUUUAUGUUUUGCAGAUGGAAGAAUAGUCUCUCUCCACCUUAACUCUUUUAAGUCCGUUUAAAUUGUAAGACUGAAAUUCAGCAGCGGGACCUGAGAUAAUCUGAGCAUGGAAUAUGCUCUCCACUAUGGUGCAAUAUUGUAAAGCUGAAUGGAGUAAAAGUCUAAACAGUUUUUUUAAUAUGCCUGUUUGUUUAUUAAAGGAUAUCAUUUUAACUGAGUAUAUGAAGCUUGGGAGAGCAAAGCGUAACUUCGGGAAAAAAGUCUUUCCACAAAUAUGAAAAUGCUAAUAGUAGUGGUAUAUAGUGUUCUAAAAUUUUGUUUUCAGAGUUACAGUGUACCAAUAUACAGAAGAAAUGUUUAUAU